AUGCGUGACUAUUUUAUUCGCCGCACGCUGCUUGUCAUUCCUACGCUUAUCGGCAUAACGAUGCUGGUGUUUAUGGUCACUCGGUUUGUCCCGGGGGGGCCGCUGGAACGUGCGCUGAUGGAAGCCCAGCAAGCCAGCAUCAGUGCCGGGAGCUCUCGCUCUGUGGGCCAGGGUAUGGCUAUUUCGGAAGAUCAACUUAAUCAGUUACGUGAAUACUACGGUCUCGAUAAACCCUGGUACGAAAGUUACGUGCUGUGGGUGGGCAAAGUUGCACAAGGCGACCUGGGCACCAGUUAUCGCUAUAACGAGCCGGUCUGGGAUGUGAUCAGCCAGCGCUUUCCGAUAUCAAUCUUUUACGGCCUCGCCAGUUUAAUCAUCACGUAUAUCGUCUGUAUUCCUCUGGGCAUCGUCAAAGCCAUCGGGCAUCGAACGCCGAUGGACAACAUCACUUCGAUUAUCGUUUUUGCGGGCUACGCGGUGCCGGGCUAUGUACUGGGCGCAUUGCUGCUGCUGUUUUUCGCAGUAGAACAGGACUUUUUCCCGAUGGGGGGGUUUACCAGUUUCAACUUCGAUGAAAUGAGUGGUGGCGAAAAGGUCAUCGACAUACUCCACCAUGCGACGCUGCCGCUUAUCUGUUACAUGGUGGGCAGCUUUGCUGUCACCACCAUGCUGAUGAAAAACAAUCUUAUGGACAACCUCGCUGCCGACUACGUUCGCACGGCGGUUGCUAAAGGUGUGCCGUUCAAGAAAGCCGUCUCCGGUCACGCGCUGCGAAACUCGAUUAUUCCCAUCGCAACAACCUUUGGUCAGAACAUCACCCUGCUGGUCACGGGUUCAUUCCUGAUCGAAACAAUUUUUGACAUUGACGGUUUUGGACUGCUCGGCCUGACCAGUGUUUUUGAUCGCGACUAUCCGGUUGUUAUGGGCAUCAUUUUCCUCACCAGUCUGCUGUUGCUGGUGGGCAACAUCCUGUCUGAUCUUCUUGUUGCAGCGGUAGAUCCGCGAAUCAAGCUCGGCUACUACUCAGCCAUCACGCUUGUCGUGUUGGUCGUUUUUUCCCUUCUGGCGGAAUUGGUGAUCAACGACCGCGCGUUAUUCAUCAGCUAUAACGGUGAGUGGCAUUUUCCCACCUACAGCGAUGUUGAACUGGGCGCGAACUACGGCUUGACCGGAACAGAUGCCGUCAUACCCGUUGACUACCGUAAACUGGCAACCCACUUCGAAGGCACUGAGCACACGGUCAUCAUGCCGCUGAUACCCUGGGGACCUUAUACCAAUGACACCUCAGAAGGGGUUCUAAAGGCGCAGGGGCCAGACUUUGAGCGCAAACAUUACCUCGGCACAGAUACCACAGGACGAGAUGUGCUCGCACGCCUGGUCUACGGAUUUCGCACUGCGAUAUUUUUUGCCAUUGCCUUCACCGUAUUAACUUAUCUCAUCGGAGUGAGCAUCGGCUGCGCUAUGGGUUAUUUUGGCGGCACAUUUGACCUUUUGUUUCAGCGGGUGAUUGAGAUCUGGUCAAACAUUCCGUUUCUGUACAUGGUCAUCAUUGUCUUUUCCGUCAUUCCCAGUACGUUCGCGAUCAGUACCCGAAUCACCAUCCUGUUGCUGAUCAUGGUGUUGUUCGGCUGGACGGGUCUGACCUAUUACAUGCGCACCGAAACCUACAAAGAAAAAGCCCGGGAUUACACCGCCGCGGCCUUGGUCCUGGGUGCCGGUACUGCACGUGUGCUAUUCCGCCACAUUCUGCCUAACACGAUUUCCACCAUGAUCACCUUUGUUCCUUUCACCGUCGUCAGCGCAAUUACCGCUAUUACGGCGCUGGAUUUCCUUGGCUGGGGCCUCCCACCACCCACACCCAGUAUUGGCGAGCUUUUGAAACAGGGCACUGCCAAUCUGACCACCGCGCCAUGGAUUGUGACCUCUGCCUUUGUGGCCCUGGUCUUUGUCCUGGCUGUUGUCACUUUCAUUGGUGAAGCCGUGCGAGAAGCUUUUGAUCCGCGCAAACCGAUGUACCGUCUUUAUUCUGAAAUGUCAUACGGCUGGCGCACUUUGCUGGUCGCUUCCACCUUGGUCCUGCUCAGCGCCUGCGGUGGUUCGGAUGAGCCUACUGCGGAGCAGUCUGCAGCUGCGGAUGCCGACUUCGCCAGCAAAAAGGCGGCGAUGCUGGCCCAUAUGCAGAACCACUUCGACACCGAGUAUUCGCUUCCACCUGCUGUGCAGGAAGCCGUGGAACGAGGUGAGAUAAGUGCAGAAGAGAUAGACAAACGUGCAGCUGCCGGAGAAUUCGAAAAGUUCUUUCAAUUCAAAACACCCGCGGAUGUGCCUUCCGAUCUGGUCUGGGAAAACGGCAUGGAUCUGCCUGAUAUCGGCAGCGAUCAGGCCACCAAGGGCGGCACCCUGUACCUCAGCUUGAGUGAUUUUCCACGCACGCUGCGCCUUCUCGGGCCGGACUCCAACGGCUCUUUCCGAACGUGGAUUCUUGAUGACACGCGCAUGCGUUUUGCCCAGCGCCACCCCACCGAUACCAGCAUCGACAGCAACGGUAACUUUCGCUACUUCCCUGGAAUCGCCGAAUCAUGGGCGAUGUCCGAAGAUCGCAAAACCGUAUAUGUACGUAUCAACCCCGCGGCAAAAUUCAGCGACGGUAUGCCUAUUACCAGUGAUGACAUGCUCUUCAGCUUCUACUUCUGGCAACAGUCGUUCAUACAGGCGCCCUGGUACAACAACAACUUCCGGCGCAAUUACACAGCCAUAACAAAGUAUGACACACAUACAUUCAGUCUCUCGCUGCCGGAAGCAAAGCCCAAUGUGAUUGGCCGAGCACUCGAGCUCGAACCAAUGCCUUUGCACUUUUUCUACGAAUUUGGUGAGGACUACGUUGAGCGUUACCAAUGGGAAUUUGUACCUACCAGCGGCCCCUAUGUACUCACCCCGGACAAUCUGAAAAAAGGCCGCUCUGUCACGCUCACACGCGACAAAGACUGGUGGGCCAAAGACCUGAAAUUCUGGCGCUACCGCUACAACAUGGAUCGCGUCAGCCUGACCGUUAUUCGAGAUCAGGCCAAAACCUUUGAGGCGUUCAAGAAAGGCGAAAUCAGUUUCGCCUCAAUCUCUUUGCCUGAAUAUUUUUACGAAAAAUUGCCCGCCACAGACGAACUGGUGACCAGUGGUCAGAUACAUCGAGCGGUUUUUUAUAAUGAUGCCCCUCGACCCACUUACGGCUUAUGGAUCAAUAGUGGUCGUCCGCUGUUGAACAACAACGAUGUAAGAGUUGGCAUCAACUACGCGACCAACUUCCAGAAAGUGAUCGACGAAUACUUCCGCGGCGACUACACGCGCAUGCGCACCAGCGCAGACGGAUAUGGUGAGUUCACUCACCCAACCUUAAAAGCGCGGGAGUUUGACGUAGAAAAAGCGCUGGCAAGUUUUGCCAAAGCAGGUUUUGUCGAACGUGGUCCCGACGGCAUUUUAGUCAACGCCAAUGGCGAGCGUUUGAGCUUCACCCUUACAACUGGUUAUGAAGCACUGAAAGACACCCUCACGAUUCUCCGCGAAGAAGCGAUGAAUGCAGGUCUGGAACUACGCCUGGAAGUGCUCGACGGCACUGCAUCAUGGAAGAAGAUUCAAGAAAAGCAGCAUGACAUUGCAUUCUCCGCAUUUAAUGUCGGUCCUGAAAUGUAUCCGCGAUAUUGGGAGACCUACCAUUCUGUCAACGCCUACGAUGCGCCCUGGCUACCGGACGGCAGUGUGAACCCCGAUAGAGAAUUAAAGCCUCAAACCAACAACCUUCAGUCUAUUGCCAACCGGGAACUGGAUCAGCGCAUUGAAGCCUACCGCGCCAGCAACAGCGUUGAUGAAAUGAAACGACUGGCAUUCGAAAUGGAAGAAAUCCUUUACGAGGAUGGUUCCUUCGUGCCUGGCUUUGUUAUCCCAUUUAUACGCGUGGCCUACUGGCGCUGGUUUAACUGGCCUGAGGAUUUCCAGGUCAAAAUCGCCAAUAGUGCAACCGAUGGACAUCUGUUCUGGAUUGACCAGGACAUGGAAAAAGAAACACGGGAUGCGCGGCGCAGCGGCAGGACAUUCGAAGUCAACGGCCAGAUUAAAGCUGUCGACGGUGUCAGCUUCAGCCUUCAAGCGGGCCGCACGCUAGGUAUUGUUGGCGAGUCUGGUUGUGGCAAAACGGUAACCGCAUUAAGCAUUAUCAAUCUGUUACCAAAACCAACAGCCGAUAUUCUCGAAGGUCAGAUCUGGUUUGAAGGUGAAGACCUGGCAAGCGUACCGAUAGAACGUCUGCACGAUAUACGCGGCGACCGUAUCGGCAUGAUUUUUCAGGAACCGAUGACCGCGCUGAAUCCUGUGCAUCGUGUCGGCCGCCAGAUCAUGGAAACACUGAAGCUGCAUCGAGACAUCAGUGAUGAGGACGCGCUCAAAACCGCCAUCAGCAUGCUGGAAAAAGUAGGUAUUCCCAGUCCGGAGGUACGUGUCAGCGAGUACCCUCAUCAAUUGUCCGGUGGCAUGCGCCAGCGGGUGAUGAUUGCCAUGGCUUUGAUCUGCGAUCCUUCAUUGGUGAUUGCAGAUGAGCCCACCACAGCCCUGGAUGUCACCAUCCAGGCACAGAUACUGGAACUGCUGCAGGAGAUGCAGAACACUUUGAACACCAGCGUCAUCAUGAUCACCCACGAUCUCGGUGUCAUCGCAGAGACCUGUGAUGACGUUCUGGUGAUGUACGCAGGCAGAGUAGCCGAACAGGGCAGCGUCGAAGAAGUAUUUAACCACCCGCUGCAUCCUUAUACCCAGGGUCUGCUGAGCUCAAUUCCAAGACUCAGCACGCCUCGCAAAACAAAGCUGCAGACCAUCGAAGGCAUGGUGCCCUCGCUGACAGAUAUGCCAUUAGGAUGCCGAUUCAACAAUCGCUGCCCUUAUGCAGACGAGUUAUGCGUCGCAAGCUACCCUGCGAUGGAUAACCAGGACACCUCUCACAAAGCGGCCUAUCAGCAGAACCCAGACAUGACCACACCGCUGCUAAAAGUAGAAAACCUUAAAGUCCAUUUCCCCGUCAAAGGGGGCAUCCUGCUGCGAGCUGCCGCAUAUAACAAAGCUGUAGACGGUAUAUCCAUUGAGUUGGAACAGGGCGAAACGCUUGGGCUCGUGGGAGAAUCAGGCUGCGGGAAAUCUACCUUUGGCAAAGCCAUUGUGCGCCUCCUGAAACCGACCGAAGGCAAAAUCACUUUUCAGGGUACAGAUGUCACCCACCUCUCCCGUAAAGCGAUGAAACCCCUGCGCCGGGAUGUGCAGAUGAUCUUUCAGGACCCGGGCGAAAGUCUGAAUAGCCGCCUGACAGUUGGCAGCCUGAUCAGCGAAGCAUUUGAUAUCCAUGGCAUAGGUGAACCCCAGUGGCGCAGAACCCGCACCCUUGAGCUGUUAGAACAGGUGGGCUUACCCGCCGCUGCUGCAGAUCGGUUCCCGUUCGAAUUUUCCGGCGGUCAGCGCCAGCGUAUCGGCAUCGCUCGCGCAAUUGCGCUGGAGCCUAAACUGAUUGUCUGUGACGAACCGGUAUCCGCUCUGGAUGUUUCGAUCCAAAGCCAGAUUCUCAACCUUCUGUUAGAUCUGCAGGCAGACAUGCAGUUGUCUUACCUGUUUAUUGCGCACGAUCUCGCUGUGGUCAAACACAUCAGUGAUCGAAUUGCGAUCAUGUAUCUCGGUCAACUUAUGGAAAUUGGUCACGCCGAUGAAAUCUACACAAACCCGGGACACCCCUAUACCCGAGCGCUGAUUGCCGCGAUUCCUGAACCGGACCCCGCGCGCCGCAAUCGACCAAAAAUGAUUCUCCACGGAGAUGUACCCAGCCCCAUCAAUCCACCCAGCGGCUGCGUCUUCCACACCCGCUGCCCCAAUGUGCAGGAUAAGUGUAAGACUGAAAAGCCGGUGCUGCGGGACAUCAUUGCUUCAGAUGGCACACCACACCAGCUGGCCUGCCAUUUCGAUCUGUAA
Symbiodinium necroappetens is the source of this 5994-nucleotide messenger RNA. Lineage: Eukaryota; Dinophyceae; Suessiales; Symbiodiniaceae. The record is from the annotation of a GenBank genome assembly.